AUGACACUGCCAAAAGCAACCCCACUUUCUGGCAGGUUUAUCCACCAGGUGAACCAGGCCGCCAUCACCAUCCAGCGCUGGUACCGACAUCAAGUGCAACGGCGCCGAGCCGGGGCCGCCCGCCUGGAGCACCUGCUGGCGUCCAAGCGAGAGGGGCAGCGGCAGCGGCUAGGAGAGGGGACCCUCCUGGACCAGCACCAACAGAAGGAGGUGGCCAGGAGGAAGGCCCGGGAGGAGAAGGCGCGCCAGGCCCGGAGGGCAGCCGUCCAGGAACUGCAGCAGAAGCGAGCCCAGAAGUCAGGUAAUGCUGACCUUGGGCUGCUGAAGGGGCCGGGGGAGACAGGGAAGCCCCAGACCACCCAGGAGCCAAGCCUGAGGCCGGGGAGCACCGCCCAGCAGACCCGCAAGGCCAAUAACACUGGGGCUGGGCUCCGCACCGCGGGCCCGGAGGACCCCUGCCAGCCCGCCCGCGACUCGUCGCCAGAGCCCCGGCAGCUUCCAGAGGACAAGCCUCAGGAUGCCAGCUCCCAGGACAUGGCUGGCGAGGGCCUGGAAGCUUUGGGCCCUGUUAGGAGCAGGGCCAAGUCCAGGGCAACCCUGGACGAGCUGCUGGACACGCUGAAGCUGCUGGAGCAGGAGCCUGAGCCGCUGCCCCACCCCCAGGCCUACCACAAGGACAAAUACGCCUGGACCGACGAGGAGGACGAUUCCAGCUCCCUGACAGCCGACAACCUGGAGAAAUUUGGGAAGCUGAGUGUGGCUGCUUGCCCCCGCGAGGACGGGACCCUGCUAUCGGAGGCCAAGCUGCAGAGUAUCAUGAGCUUCCUGGAUGAGAUGGAGAAGUCUGGGCAGGGCCCGCCGGCCUCGGCCCCCCAGGGACCCGUGCCGGAGGAGGGGCUGGGGCGCCUGGAGCCUGCGUCCGAGGUCAGCACAUCGGUGAUGCGGCUGCAGCUGGAGGUGGAGGAGAAGAAGCAGGCGAUGGUGCUGUUGCAGAGGGCGCUGGCGCAGCAGCGCGACCUCACCAUCCGGCGGGUCAAAGAGACGGAGAAGGAGCUGGGUCGGCAGCUGCGGCAGCAGAAGGAGCACUACGAGGCCACCAUACAGCGGCACCUGUCCUUCAUCGACCAGUUGAUCGAAGACAAGAAGGCUCUGGGUGAGAAGUGCGAGGCCCUGGUGGCCGAGCUGAAGCAGGGGGACCAGAGGCUCAAGGACAAGGAGGCCCAGAUGCAGGAGCAGCACGAGCUGGAGAUUAAGAAACUCAAAGAACUCAUGAGCGCCACCGAAAAAGUCCGCAGGGAAAAGUGGAUCAAUGAGAAGACCCGGAAGAUCAAGGAGAUCACGGUCAAAGGCCUGGAGCCUGAGAUCCAGAAGCUGAUCGCCAAGCACAAGCAGGAGGUGAAGAAGCUAAAGAGCCUGCACGCGGUGGAGCUGCUGCAGGCGGACGAGCGUGCGGCCCAGCGCUACGGACGCCAGGCGGAGGAGCUCCGCGAGCACCUGGAGCGGGAGAAGGAGGCGCUGGGCCGUCAGGAGUGGGAGCGUGCCCAGCAGCGCUUCGAGCAGCACCUGGAGCAGGAGCAGCGGGCCCUGCAGCAGCAGCGGCGGCGGCUCUACAGUGAGGUGGCCGAGGAGAAGGAGCGGCUGGGCCAGCAGGCCGCCAGGCAGCGGGCAGAGCUGGACGAGCUGAGGCGGCAGCUGGAGGAGAGCAGCUCGGCAGGGGGCCGGGCCUUGAGGGCCGAGUUUGAGAAGGGGAGAGAGGAGCAGGAGCGCAGGCACCAGAUGGAACUGAAGGCCCUGAAGGACCAGCUGGAGGUGGAGAAACAGACGUGGGAGGCCAACUCCGCCAAGAAGGAGGAAGCGUGGCUGCUGAACCGGGAGCGGGAGCUGAAGGAAGAGAUCCGGAGAGGCCGGGACAAGGAGAUCGAGCUGGUCAUCCACCGGCUGGAGGCCGACAUGACGCUGGCCAGGGAGGAGAACGAGCGGGCCGCUGAGAGCCGGGUCAAACGCCUCCGGGAUAAGUACGAGGCGGAGCUCUCAGAGCUGGAACAGUCGGAGCGGAAGCUCCAGGAACGGUGCGCAGAGCUGAAGGGGCGCCUUGGGGAGGCUGAGGGGGAGAAUGUGCGUCUGCAGGGCCUGGUGCGGCAGAAGGAGAAAGAGCUGGCGGACGUGAAGGCGGUAAACGAGCAGCUGGCUGGCGAGCGCAGCAGCCUGGCCCAGGUCCUGCGCCAGGAGUUCGCUGAGCGGCUGGCAGCUUCUGAGGAGGAGAACCGGCAGGUCAGGGCCGAGCUGGCCGAGCUGCGGGCCCGCCAGCGGCUGGAGCUGGAGCAGCUCACGCGGGAGAAGCAGGCAGAGCUGGAGGAGGUUCACGGGAGGGUGAAGCUGGCCCUGGCAAAGAAGGAGGAGGCCGUGAGCAGCCUCCGGAAGCAGCACGAGGCCGCGAUGAAGAGGGCCGACCACCUGGAGGAGCUGCUGGAGCAGCGCAGGCGGCCGUUCCCGAGUGCCAAGUGACCGCCGACAGCAGCAGGCUGAGGGCGCCUGGCAGGAAGUGCUGUGGCCGCCCCUCAGGUGGAGCACCGAGGCCACGUCGUAACAGUAAA
This is a messenger RNA of Physeter macrocephalus (sperm whale), 2594 nucleotides long. It is a transcript of the gene CEP131, whose product is annotated as centrosomal protein 131. Gene Ontology annotation, cellular component: centriolar satellite. The coding region runs from base 1 to 2505 and encodes 834 amino acids. Lineage: Eukaryota; Metazoa; Chordata; Mammalia; Artiodactyla; Physeteridae. The record is from RefSeq and is a predicted model, not a curated record. The transcript has 20 exons. Gene Ontology annotation, biological process: regulation of centrosome duplication; cilium assembly; intraciliary transport involved in cilium assembly.